This is a messenger RNA of Colletotrichum gloeosporioides, 909 nucleotides long. RefSeq lists its product as uncharacterized. NCBI's taxonomy places the organism in Eukaryota, Fungi, Ascomycota, Sordariomycetes, Glomerellales, Glomerellaceae. The coding region runs from base 1 to 909 and encodes 302 amino acids. The transcript has 2 exons. The record is from RefSeq and is a predicted model, not a curated record.
AUGCUCAUUCUUAUCGCCGGUAUCACGGGAAUGUGUGGUCAGCCCUGCGCUCAAGUCGCGCUGGAUUGGGGCCAUCAAGUUCGCGGAAUGGGACGGAAUGCGGGUAAACUGGCCGAUAAAAUCGCGUGUCGCCUUGAGAGCUUCGUGUCAGUUGCCCAUUACUACGACCUGGAGGGUCUCCGUAAUGCUGUAGCGGGAGUCGACGCAGUGAUAUGUGCGUACAACAACAGUCCUGAGCUUGUGGUCGGGGCGCAGCUUGCGUUACUGUAUGCCGCGGAAAAGGCUGGUGUGAAAAUAUUUCACGCUGCCUCUUGGAAUUACGAUUGGACAAGGCUUCAACUCGGCGAACAUGAGAACUACGAUGCUUACAUUGCGUUCAAACGGACUGUUGAGAUUUCAUCAACCAUCAGGCCUUUGUACGGCUUUACUGGGGGGAUAAUCGAAUAUCCAUGGUAUCGCGACCGGACACGGAAUGCCAUCAACGUGGAGGAGGGUACUGUCUCGUACUUUGGCACCGGCACUGAAGAGCACAUUUGGAUUACCUUGAACGAUCUGGCUGCGUAUACCAUCUGUGCUAUCUCCGACCAACAAGCUACUGCAGGCGGGCUUUAUUACGUUGAGAGCUUCCGUGCAACCUUUCCUGACCUAGGAAGAGUUUACGGUGAAGCACGUGGCGUUGAGAUACGCGAAAUCUGUGUCGGCGAUACGCAGACAGCGCGACAACUGCUUCAGCAAGCACGCGAAAGCACUGCUACUUAUGAUUGGAAUAAGUACAUCGGCCUCGCAUACGUAACUGCUUUCAAUGAAGGCAAAUUAGGCUGGAAAGAAUCUAUUGAUAGCAAGCGGUGGGCAGGUCGAGUCCAUCAAACUGACUGGCGAAGCUGGCUGGCACAGCAUCAGGACGCCUAG